Daphnia carinata is the source of this 1203-nucleotide messenger RNA. RefSeq names its product dual specificity mitogen-activated protein kinase kinase 6-like (gene lic). The transcript is spliced from 7 exons. Gene Ontology annotation, molecular function: ATP binding; MAP kinase kinase activity. NCBI's taxonomy places the organism in Eukaryota, Metazoa, Arthropoda, Branchiopoda, Diplostraca, Daphniidae. The record is from RefSeq and is a predicted model, not a curated record. Bases 166 to 1200 code for a protein of 344 amino acids. Gene Ontology annotation, biological process: protein phosphorylation; stress-activated MAPK cascade.
UACCUUAGAUUUUUACAUGGUUUUGCUUGGUGGAUGCUAAAAAAAAAUUGAUGUGAACAUUGUUGAACUGUUCAAUGUUAUUUUAAAAUAAUAGUGAAUCGUUUUUACCGAAUUCACCCGAAAAUCUGUUAAUUUGUUUACGUUCCUAAAGGACAAUCUCGAAAAAUGAUGGCUGGUAAACGAGCAAAAAAACCAUUACCGAAGUUUAGCAUAGUGGCAGACACGACUCCACCUGUGACACCUCCUAGGGAUUUAGACAAGCGUACCAAUAUUACUAUUGGGGAUAGAGUCUUUGAAGUCGAAGCAGAUGACCUUGAGACCUUGGGACUUUUGGGCCAAGGAGCUUAUGGAAUUGUGGAGAAAAUGAAACACAAGAACACUGGAACGAUAAUGGCUGUUAAACGAAUACCUGUAACAGUCAACACACAGGAGCAAAAAAGACUCCUGACUGAUCUCGAUGUCUCCAUGAGAACAGCAGAUUGCCCAUACACAGUAACAUUUUAUGGGGCCUUGUUUAGGGAGGGAGAUGUAUGGAUUUGCAUGGAGUGUAUGGAUACCAGUCUUGACAAGUUUUAUGUAAAAGCAUAUAACCAUGGGAAGAGUAUUGAUGAAGAUGUGCUUGGACAAAUUGCAUUUGCAGUUGUAUCUGCAUUGCAUUAUCUUCAUAGCCAACUGAAAGUAAUUCACAGGGAUGUAAAGCCCUGUAAUAUGCUAGUUGACAGGACAGGGCGAGUUAAAAUUUGUGACUUUGGCAUAUCUGGUUAUUUGGUAAAUUCUAUUGCAAAAACCAUCGAUGCCGGAUGCAAACCAUAUAUGGCGCCCGAGAGGAUCGAUCCUUCAGGAAGCCCCGAUAAAUACGAUGUCCGUUCGGAUGUUUGGUCCCUAGGAAUUUCACUUGUGGAGUUAGCCACAGGAAAAUUUCCUUAUAGUCCAUGGAGAACACCGUUUGAUCAGGUAAAACAGGUGGUUGUAGGUGACCCACCGCGCUUGCCGUCUGGUCGAUUUUCUCCUGAAUUUGAAGAUUUUGUUUCAAAAUGUUUAAGAAAAAAUUAUUCGGAAAGACCAAACUACCGACAGUUAUUGGAACACCCAUUCUUGGUACGCCAUGCACAGCGGAAAACGGAUGUGUCCUCCUUUUUCGCAGAAGUGCUGGAUCUUCCCACCGAGGAGCUCAAGACAAACAAAAAAACGACCAUUUAAAAU